UUUACAUCCGGGUUCUUGUUGCUGUGGACAACGGGAGGAAGCUCUAUUGUUGUGUUGACUUUAUUUCCUCCCCACAAACGUCAAAAUGCCUCCCAAAAAGAAGAAGAGUGGGAAGAAAGGCAAGAAGGGGAAGAAGUCUGGCAAGGCAAAAACCCCAACCGUCAUCGAUGGAAUCUCAACAGAGGAAAUGACAAAAGAGCAGCUGGAAGAGCACAUAGUGCGGCUGUGAGAUGAGUUGGAUCGAGAGCGUGAGGAAAGGAACUACUUCCAGCUGGAGCGAGACAAAGUAAACACAUUCUGGGAGAUCACAAAACGUCAGCUUGAAGAGAAGAAGGCUGAACUCAGGAAUAAGGAUCGAGAGAUGGAAGAUGCAGAGGAGAGACAUCAAGUGGAAAUUAAGGUGUACAAACAAAAGGUGAAGCACUUGUUGUAUGAGCAUCAGAACAACAUCUCAGAACUGAAGGCACAGAGUGCAGUGUCUCUGAAGCUGGCCGAAGACACUCAUCAGUACGAGGAGAAAGAUCUCCGAAAGGACCGCCGUGCUCUCAAAGUGGAACUCAAAGAGCAAGAGAUGGCUCAUGAAGAUGUUAUUAAGAACCUGAAGAGGAAAAAUGAUGAGCAGAUCACAGAGUUGAGGCGGGAUUUUGAGCGCCAAGCACGAGAAAUCGAGUCGAAGUAUGAGAAGAAGAUGCGAGCACUGCGAGAUGAGCUGGACCUGAGGAGGAAGACAGAGAUCCAUGAGAUCGAGGAGAGGAAGAACGGUCAGAUCAACACCUUGAUGAAGAAUCAUGAGAAGGCCUUCAGUGAUAUCAAGAACUAUUACAAUGAUAUCACACUCAACAACCUUGCCCUCAUCAACACACUCAAGGAACAAGUUGAGGACAUGAAGAAGAAAGAGGAGAGGAUGGAGAAGCAGAUGGCGGAGGUGAUCGCCGAGAACAAGCGGUUGACAGAACCACUGCAGAAGGCUCGUGAGGAAGUGGAAGAUCUCCGCAAACAGCUGGCCAACUAUGAGAAGGAUAAAGAAACUCUCAGAAUGACCAAAGCCAGGUUACGAGUGACAGAGGAUGAUUUCCGUGCACUUAAAUGGGAGCAUGAAGUCUUAGAACAGAGAUUCCAGAAGACACAGGAGGAGAGAGAUGAUCUGUACCGCAAGUUCGUCAAAGCCAUCCAUGAGGUUCAACAGAAGAGUAACUUCAAGAAUCUCCUUCUGGAGAAGAAGCUGAAUGCCUUGGCCGACACCUUGGAGAAGAAGGAAGCCCAGCUGAACGAAGUCUUAUCUGCAUCUAACCUUGACCCCACGGCGCUCACCGUUGUCACACGAAAGUUAGAGGACGUGCUUGACUCCAAGAACAGUGCCAUCAAGGAUCUACAGUAUGAACUGGCCAGAGUGUGCAAGGCUCACAACGACCUCCUGAGGACUUACGAGUCCAAGCUGCGACAGUUCGGCAUUCCAACAGAAGAACUUGGCUUCAAGCCUCUAGAGAGUACAGUCGGCGGUCAGACCCUUGGACAUGGUCCAGCAGGACUUGUGUCUGCUCCAUCCUAGCAUGUUAGCAUCCUCAUCUGCCCAUCUAUUUAUUGCCUGGAGCUAAGCAUCAACUUUCAAAGUAAAAACGGUUUUAUUUCAUAAAUGUCAUAUUAAGAGAACAAUUUUAAAGAUGUGCCUGUUUUUAAAGAAACUGAAAUGUUUUGUUGUAAAGUUUUUAUGCAGGGUGCAUAUUAUUUUACCAAAUUUGACCAUUAGGAUAACUACAAGCAUUGAGAAGUUUAUUUCUUUGAUUAGUAUUUUCAUUGGACAAAACAAACUCAUAUGUAAUUUUGACAUGUUUUAGUAAUAUUGUUGGUCAGUAUAUUGUUAACUUUCUUCCGUCCAAUAUUUUAAAGUCCAAAGGCAGUAUAUUGUAUGACAUGUAUUUUGCUAUGUCUAUCAUGUUGAGUGAAAUUGACAACUCCAGCUGUAAGAAAACAUGUAUAUAUCAAUAUGGCCGGCAUAUUGUACAGUCUGUGAUAUCUAGAGAAAAUACAUUUACUCACUGAAA
Messenger RNA from Haliotis rubra (blacklip abalone), 2042 nucleotides. Its product is annotated as dynein regulatory complex subunit 4-like. The transcript has 10 exons. The record is from RefSeq and is a predicted model, not a curated record. Lineage: Eukaryota; Metazoa; Mollusca; Gastropoda; Lepetellida; Haliotidae. The coding region runs from base 362 to 1549 and encodes 395 amino acids. Gene Ontology annotation, biological process: cell motility. Gene Ontology annotation, cellular component: microtubule; motile cilium; Golgi apparatus. Gene Ontology annotation, molecular function: small GTPase binding; microtubule binding.